CUUCUCAAAAAGCUUUUCCUGGUCCUGUCCAUGAAAUCCAAUGAUUUGGAGUAAUCUCACCCAAAGGAUAAUCUUCUAUAUGCUUACUGGACCUGGAGUUUUAGGAAACAUCCUUGUACUUGUGAGACGUGUAUAUACAUUCAUUAUGGGUUCUGAGAAACGAAAACCCAUCUACCUUAUUCAUAUUCAUAUUCACCUUAUUCAUAUUCACCUGGUUUGUUCAAAUACAAUAAUUAUUUGUAGCACAGGGGCCAGAAGUAGAAUAGCCACAGAUCUUUGUUUCAUAAACUUCCUAGGUGAUGUUGGUUGCAAAACUGUGAUUUUUAUGGAAAAAUUAGCUCAAGGCCUUUCCAUCUGUACCACGAGUCUCCUCACCACAGUCCAGGCCAUCACAAUCAGUCCCAGAACCGCCCUGUGGAGAAAGCUCAGACCACAGACUGCAUGGAAAGGUCUUCCCUAUCUCCUCCUCUUUUGGGUCUUGAACUCUCUGAUAAGCUCCUAUUUGCUUCACUAUAUGACAGAACUCGAUGGCAUGAACAGCUCCAGAACUGAAAUGUAUGCAUCAUGUAGGCAUGUGGUUAGGUGGUUUGCCUUCUCCCUCGUGGCUCUGCAAGAUGUGAUCUCUCAGAGUCUCACGGGCUGGAGGAGUGGAUACAUGGCUUUCCAUCUGUAUAAACAUCACAGGCAAGUUCUCUACCUUCAUAGCUCCAAAUUUGAAAAUAAUUCCAGCCCAGAAAUCAGAACUACUCUAAGUACUCUCAUUCUCAUGGCUUGUUUUCUCUUUUAUUACUGGACAGAUUUCAUAUCCUCCAUCUACCUAAGUUCUGUCAUGACACAUGACUGCACAGUACUAAAUAUCAAAGUACUUCUAAUCCUUGGAUAUACUGUUCUCAGCCCCUUCAUCCUGAUUAUCAGGAAUGCACCUGUUCCUAUGUACUAG
Messenger RNA from Perognathus longimembris pacificus (Pacific pocket mouse), 940 nucleotides. RefSeq names its product putative vomeronasal receptor-like protein 4. The record is from RefSeq and is a predicted model, not a curated record. NCBI's taxonomy places the organism in Eukaryota, Metazoa, Chordata, Mammalia, Rodentia, Heteromyidae. Gene Ontology annotation, cellular component: membrane. Gene Ontology annotation, biological process: G protein-coupled receptor signaling pathway. Gene Ontology annotation, molecular function: pheromone receptor activity.